Messenger RNA from Gamsiella multidivaricata, 666 nucleotides. RefSeq names its product regulator of Vps4 activity in the MVB pathway-domain-containing protein. Lineage: Eukaryota; Fungi; Mortierellomycota; Mortierellomycetes; Mortierellales; Mortierellaceae. The transcript has 4 exons. The record is from RefSeq and is a predicted model, not a curated record. Bases 1 to 666 code for a protein of 221 amino acids. Gene Ontology annotation, biological process: protein transport.
AUGUUCAACCCGACACGCGCGAAGGUGCAGCUGAAGCUGUCCGUGAACCGGCUACAAAUGCUCCAGAAUAAGAAGAAUAUGCUGGCCCAGCAACAGCGCAAGGAGAUUGCGCGACUUCUCGAGGCUGGCAAGGAAGAGAGCGCGCGUAUCAGGGUGGAGCAUGUUAUUCGCGAGGAUUUCAGUAUUGAGGCGUUGGAGAUUAUCGAACUCUACUGCGAAUUGUUGUUGGCGCGGUUCGGUCUUCUGGAGCAGCUCAAGAAUUGUGACCCGGCGAUCACGGAGGCGGUGAAUACGAUCAUCUAUGCGGCGCCUCGUUCAGAAGUCAAAGAGUUACUACUUGUGAGGGAUCAAUUGACAGCCAAAUUUGGACGCGAUUUUGCCACGAAUGCCAUGGAAAACAAGGACGAGUCUGUGAAUCCCAGGAUUAUUCAAAAGCUCAAGGUGCAGACGCCGGAUCCAUAUCUUGUCAACCGAUACCUGGAAGAGAUUGCAAGGGCGUUCAAGGUUUCCUGGACAGCGGACCCCGAGAUGGAUCACCAGCUCAUUGGGGUACGUUAUUACGCAUGGACAUGGUGGAACGGUGUCGAUGUAUCUCAACAUGGUUCGCUAACUCAUUCUGUUUAUUUGUUGCCUCUUUCAUUAGAGCAUGGAUGGCGAAUUCAUUGA